Messenger RNA from Schistocerca cancellata (South American locust), 6266 nucleotides. RefSeq names its product cytochrome P450 4C1-like. Bases 103 to 1608 code for a protein of 501 amino acids. NCBI's taxonomy places the organism in Eukaryota, Metazoa, Arthropoda, Insecta, Orthoptera, Acrididae. The record is from RefSeq and is a predicted model, not a curated record. Gene Ontology annotation, molecular function: monooxygenase activity; oxidoreductase activity, acting on paired donors, with incorporation or reduction of molecular oxygen; heme binding. The transcript has 12 exons.
UGGCUUCCCCCGGCCAGUGCACCUCCGGCGGUCUGCCGAGUCGAGUGCACGCCGCUCCUCUGCGGUACUUCUAACUUCACCGGCGUUUGCGUCUUCUGCCCCAUGGAGCUAAUACUCUUCGUGGGAGCGGCCGCGGUUGUGGGCCUGGCCGCACUGGCGCUGUACCGGAGGUGGACUUUCUGCAGGGCAGUCGACAAGAUUCCCGGCCCUCUGGCGUUCCCGCUGAUAGGGACUACGUACAUAGCGUUCCUCGUCGAAAGGCAAGACAGACUUCGUGUCUUCGACAAGGUGACGAAACAAUACUGGCCGAUAUUCCGCGGCUGGAUGGGUCCGAGUGCCUCAAUAAACGUCAGUAAACCAGAGCAUAUCGAGAAAAUCCUGGCGAGCAGCGAACUUAUCAGCAAGGCAGCCAAUUACCGCUUCCUGUUCCCCUGGCUCGGAGAAGGCCUGCUGACAAGUGCUGGUCAGAAGUGGUUCUCACACCGAAAGAUGAUUACGCCAGCUUUUCACUUCAAGAUCCUAGAUAAUUUCGUGGACAUAUUUGGAGAGAAUUCACAAAUACUGGUCGAGAAGUUGAAGAGCAAAUCGGACGAGCAUGCCUUUGACAUCUAUCCAUACAUCACGCGUUGUGCCCUGGAUAUCAUUUGUGAGACGGCCAUGGGAACGUCUGUCAAUGCCCAGAAUGAAACCGGAUCAGAAUAUGUGUCAGCAGUGUACAACAUUAGCGCUCUCACCAUAAAAAGGAUAGUGCGACCAUGGAUUCACAGCGACUUCAUCUUUCAGAGAACUAGUACCGGGAGAGAAUACUACAAACACUUGGACGUUAUACACAGCUUCACGAAGAAGGUCAUUAAACAAAGGCAAUUAUCGCGGAAGUUGAAAGAGGGUGUGACCAAAGACGCACUCGUGGACGACAUUGGUCGAAAACGACGUUUGGCAUUCUUGGACCUCCUACUAGACGCUUCCGAGAAUGGACAGAAACUUAGUGACCAAGAAAUACAGGAAGAGGUCGAUACAUUCAUGUUUGAGGGUCAUGACACGACUUCAGUUGCCAUGUGUUGGGCUCUUCUUCUUCUGGGACACCAUCAGAACGUCCAGGACAAAGUUUACUCGGAACUCCACGGUAUAUUCGGACAUGACAAAGAUCGCCUUCCAACGUUGCAAGAUCUUAACAGUAUGAAAUACCUUGAGAUGGUCAUCAAGGAGACGCUACGCCUAUAUCCCAGUGUGCCGUUUAUCGGGAGGAAGGUCACCAAAGAUAUCGAAAUAGGCGGCUACGCUGUGCCGGAGGGCGCCAUGCUGAACCUGCACAUCUACCACGCCCACCGCGACCCCGACCACUGGCCGGACCCGGACCGCUUCGACCCGGACAACUUCCUGCCGGAGAGGGUGCAGGGCAGGCACCCUUACGCCUACGUGCCCUUCAGUGCCGGGCCUCGCAACUGUAUAGGGCAGCGUUUCGCCAUCCUUGAAGAGAAGACAGUGCUGUCGCAGAUUCUGCGCAACUACCACGUGCAAACCUUGGAUACCCCAGAGGACACCAAGGUCGCCAUAGAGCUGAUCCUGAAGCCUGUUGAAGGGAUAGUGGUACGCCUGACGCCGAGGUAGCAACGAGAGAAGCUGCUCGUAAUUACCUUAUUCUCGAGGCACACUUUUCAAAAGCCUUGAAUAAACAUUCUUAGUUCCUAUGACUUUGUAACACAGGCGUUACCACCACCUUAGCAGACACCGUGGUACUGCAUCGUGUAGUGCAUCCCUACGUAAGCUGCAGAGGGCGUCUAUGCUCAACCGCUGGUCCUCCACCCUUCGCUCCACACAUUAUGGAACAUUACUGAACUGUUCAGACCAUCAUGUUUCACACAACAUUCUUCUGGUGUCAGUAAGAGGUUUCUGUAGACGGCAGAAUGUUUCAUGGGCAGUUGCCGAACUGUAAUAUAGGUGUGUCUGCACCCCACCGACAGUACUUCGUAUGCUAUCGAGGACUCGUUACAUAGUAACAUUUUCAUUAUGAUUCAUCUUGUUUAUCAUUCCAGUUACCUUUAUUGCUACACAUAUAUUUUCAUGGCCGUGAAAAAUCCUGUAAUAUGGAAUGAACAAGAUAUACAGGGCGAGUCACGUAAGACAUAACACCCCUUUUAUUGCGUGAACAGUUCCAGAUAUCUAAACGAUGUUUCCUGCAAAUGGUAGUACGCUAGCGGCCAGCCACUUCGGUAUGUGAUGAAAAGUCUUAACUUUUGUAUCGAUCGAAAUACUGAAGCAAGUAUAUUUUCUUUAAUGGAAUCAUAUGCUUUUCAUAACAACAUUCAGUAGCUCUUACAAAGACUAUUACAGUGAUAUAGCGCUUGUUAGUGUUGACGUUGUAACCUUUCGGGGAAGAAUCCUAGAAAUGUACUAAAACUGGUAAGCAAAUGCCGCCCGAGUCCGCCAAACAGAGCGCUCACGCCAGGUUUCGCCGUUACAUAUGGCAAGACAGGCGUAAGCUACUAAGAUAAAAUCUCAUACAUAAAGGGUCAGCUAAGAUUUAUAUUUAUGGAUGUACACCAUGUGCUAGUUUCUGGAGCUUCAGAUGGAUCUUUUUUUAGAAACAGCUACAAUUGUGUGCAUUUAAGCCCUCGCGGUUGCUGCUUGUUUGUUGAAGCCGAAACAGAAACGUCGGUUUUGAAACUUCUAAACAGCCCUAUUCACAGGAAAAAGAAACAACUGUAUAAACUUUCUUAGAUUUGAAAAUAACAAAAAUAAUGCUUGACCUGUCUUUCCCUGGAGACGCCUGAAUGAUUCUUAAAGGUAAAACACCGACUACCGGACACGUGUGUCUAUAGAUACUACGCGAAACUGUAACUACGCGGAAUAUCGUUUAAAUAAAGUAAACAUUUUAUCCAGACUGACUGACGAUGUGUCUCUGCAAACCAAAUACUUUUCUUUAAAAAAAAGACGUAGUUUUACACUUAAGCAUGUGCUCCAGUUGUUUACAAUUAACUAAAAGGCACAUUUGCAGUCGCCGUUCGAAAGAGAGAUGAACGGAUGAAAGAACAUUGGAUGAUAUGCCGCUGCACGCUGUUGAGAUUUGACUGCGCGUAUCGCCUGGCGGAGUUGGGUCUUCGUGACAGACUGCAUCCUUCAGUGCUCUCCAUAGUUAUAAAGCAAACGGAGCCAAGUCAGGGGACCUUGCCGGCCAUUAUACUGUAGCAUUCCGUCCUAUCCAACGAGUAGGAAACUUUUCAUUCAGUGUUUGCGAUGAACACUCGAAGAGCGAGCUAGGCAGCCGUUGUGUUGGAAUCACACACACUCGCUUAUCCAGUGCUACGCAUUCUAGAAGAAAGGGUAGAAAGUAAGGAAGUGUGAGUAAGUAUUCCCAUUUAACAAUUCUAGGAUGAAUUAUGGUCCCUCAAUGGAAUUUCCUAGGAUGCUGCGCCCUACGUUUACUCUCCACGGCCAUUUGUGUACAUCAUCAGGCCAGCGUGGAUUUUCCGCUGCCGAGUAGUUCUUGUUACUUAAAUUUACAGUACCGUUGUUCGUAAAAGUUGCCUUGUCGAUAAAGAGCACACAUUAGAAAAACGUAGAGUCGCCUCCUAGACGCUGCAGAGCAAACUGACUAAAUUGUAGCAGAGGUUGAAAAUACCGCUGUGACCCCCGAGCACCAAGUUACGACACCUGAAGAUGGGCGUAUAAGAGCCCGACACCGGUCGUGUGAUAAUAAAGGAGCUUCACAGCUGUAGCGGUAUUGUGAACCUCUGACAGUACAGUUGCGGAUGUUUCUCCAACAGGAUUGUUGGUCUGACUAAGUUCUAUACAACGUUCGAAGUCACUACCUCAGAGUGCCUGAUGUAGUAACAGAUGAUAACGGGGAAUUCGUGUCGAUGCAGGAUGGGAAUGACACCCUUGUCUGGCUAAUCCCACAUUCCUUGGCAAUACGUCUCCUGCCACCAUGCGUACUGAGCAGCGCCGUAGCCAGAGCAUCUUCAUGUGCUGUGUCAGUUGUGGUCUUCGACCUCGCCUUCUGACGUGGAAGCUGCCUAUUGGCACUAGUGACCUAAUAAUAGGUGCAAGUACCUGGCGCGACGGACAGCGACAAAUAGGGUACACAUCCGCAUACCACCGGACAGUUUCGACACGAUUUCUUUGGUAUUCGCCUUACGAAAGAAUGCCUAUCGUCCCCUCAUUGGUGCACAUGUCUGCAUGCAAGGAAUGUUGAAGCAGAAAUGACCUGCCGAUAUACGACACAGUUCCUGGUAGUUCUGCAGUGCAGACAAUAAGCAGUCGAAAGGGCUUCUACAGCGAUGUAGCGUGGCAUGAGCGUUUUUACAACUGAAGCCCACGAGAAGAGUAGGCCGUGGCGCGUACCUCACAGCGCGUGACACUGCAGGUCUUACGAGAGCCAGUAGCCGUCUCCGACUUGGAGCGAGUAACUGUUUUAGGCGACUUUAAUAAUUCUUGACUGCGUGUUUAAAUUCACACGAGCUCUCGAUAGCACACUACAAAAUUAAGACCUUUACUGGGUACUUAAUAACAUAUUGAUUCCUUUGGCUCUUGCGCGGAACCGGGCGUUUCCGAUGUGUGGUGGACAAGUCGACUGGUGUCACGCCACAAGUUCGUUGCGAGGCCCAUAUAUCUCGUUGGCCCCGUUUAAAACGCAACAGCCGAUUCCGGCGGACUUGCCUUUCAAAUGGUUCAAAUGGCUCUAAGCACUAUGGGACUUAACAUCUGAGGCCAUCAGUCACCUAGACUUAGAACUAUUUAAACCUGACUUAACCCAAGGACAUCACACACAUCCAUACCCGAGGCAGGAUUCGAACCUGCGACCGUAGCAACAGCGUGGUUUCGGACUGAAGUGCCUAGAACCGCUCGGUCACAUGGCCGGCCAUACUUGCCUUUCAGUUUAAAAAUAUUUCGUGGAUUCUUUUGCGAAGAGUAAGAUCUCUCCAAGCGCUUUCGAAUGCCACUAAAGAAAGUAAACAUUAUAUUUAAAAAACUUGUACAUACUUCAGUAUCUUGAUCGCUAGAAGAGUUAAGACUCUUUAUCGCAUAGCAAAGGACGUGCCCCUUUGCGUGUUAUCGUCUGCCGAAAAGCUCGUUUCGAUAUCUGGAACCGUUCGCAAAACAAAAGGAGUAUCACAUUUUACGUGCUGUUGCUACUGGAACAGCUGAGCAUCGCCACAUUUUGCCCCUCUUCCAUAUGCGACGUUUUAUUGGCCUACUCAUCGUCUGUAAACCUGUCUGUACUGAAGUGUAAUACUGUUAAGGUACAACUAGCACUGUCGGAAAAGCAAAGCCAAGCAUCACUGCGUACAAACUUGGGUGGAGAAAAGUAAAGUGAACUUUAAUGUUGUUAGGAAAAAGUACCGUGCGUGAGUGGACCAAGUUGCAUUCUAAGCAAGAUGCACAGUGCAUAGCAUCGACAUCUGCAAUCUUCUUCUUGUUCCUUACCUUUGUUCGUUUCCCUACGGGGUCUGCAUUGUUAUAUGGUGUUAAGUGGGGGGGGAGGGGGAACAUUCAUAAAAAUCACAAACUAUUUAAAAUAUGUACCAAACCCACAAUUUUGAAGACACGACAAUGAAAUUUUCUACCAUGCUUAACAUGAAAGUAACAUAUUUAUUGUUAAGUUCUUUGGAUUAAAUAUAUUUAACUUUUCAUGGAAUUUCAAAACUUAAUUUUCAAGAAAAAUGUGUAUAUAUUUUUCUCAGAAACUACUCAAAAAAUUCCUAAAAAUUUUUAUCUGUUUAAUCUCUUUGUUUAUAGCAGGAAUAGAUAGCGUAUGUAUGUUCAAGCACAGCCACGGCCGGGGGCCCUCGUGCUCUUAUCAGUGAUGUCAGAAUGACGUCAUAUGAUGACGUUAUUGAUAAGAGUGCUGAAGUGUCUUAUUGGUGACGUCAUCAGGUGACGUCAUGUCAUAACGGUCUUGAUGUAUGUUAUCUGUAACGUCAUUGAAUGUCGUCGUGGUUUUACUUGACGUUGCAAGUUGUACCAUGUUUUUUCCUGUAGCUUAUGGACUUACGUUUCAAUUUCUGUUAAGAGUAAAAAAUUAGUAAUUUUCAGUGAUGUGACGCUAUAGCCCUAUGGUUUGUACCAUUGAUAACAUCCAUUUUUGUUUUGCUGUAUGCAUUCUAGACUUGAGGCUAAGAUUUUAAUAUUUUGAUUUUGUUUUAGAGGGGUCAUUGCUUUAAACUCUCUCUCUGUUCCUCUCUCUAACGCGCCCCCCCCCCCCCCACACACACACACAAACACACACACACAAUGAUAAGGUAAUAAAGAAGUAACUUUUUUACUUU